AUGCAGGCUACAGAUGGCAUCCGCCGCGAUACCUCGAUCCGUUCGAUCAUGACCCUACCCCCUUAUUCUCAAAGUCCCAAGCCGACCGAGCAAGUCAUCGCCCGAGAAGGUGAACGCGGAGGAAUGGAUAUGGUCGUGGAGUACCCCGAGACCGCCGAAGAACAGGAAACGCGUCGUGAGGAACAAAUGAACUUGAUGUACCAGAUUCGCCUGCAGCGCCGUCAGGAACUAGCCGAUCGCGAGGCCCGCCGUCGGGAGCGACGCGAAGCCCGGGCGCGUGGGGAUUCCGCCCGUCUUGACCAGCUAAAUGCCGAAACUCGCGCUCGGACGGAACGUCGCCGUGCAGGAACCAACAGUGCAACCGACGCAACCGCCAUUCUCGCUGAACAUCAGGCGAGAGAGCGGGACCGACGCAUCGCGAGUGUUAGCUAUGCUGAACUUGGCCGUGUUCGCCACGAUGGAUCACGGCUUCGAGCCGACUCGCACAAUUCCGACAUCCACGAUUCGGAUAGCCGACCGCUGUUGCAAAGUGACGCGGUGAGCUCCACCGCGCAAUCUUUUGAACCAUCUAGCGCCGAGUCUCGAGGCCAGUCGGGUGCUCCAUCAUUUAUGAGCGAAUCACAGAAUUUUACUGAGCUUGAACGGUUAACUCUGGCUCCAACCACGACACAAGGCUCAAGUCGACCACUAUUGCCAACUGACGAGGGAGAUUUGGGAACGCUCAACAUGCCCCCACCUCCCGACUACGAGCACCUCGACUGGGGAGAUGCUCCUGCGUAUCAGAGUCCAACUACAGAACAGACUGAACAAGUGGGGCAACUCCCAUCCAUCGACCGUUUGCCUUCGAUCCACGUCAAUGUGCCCAGUCCCAUGGCUGUGUCUCCCGUCACACCAACCCAACCGCAAUCCCAGGGUCCCAACAUCGAUGGACCUCCAACACCGACAGAGCGGACGCCGGGAAUCCGAAUGGUGUCAGCAGAAUCAACAACGUCAACAACCACCACCCGCGGUCCACCACCCACACUGCAUGAUUCGACCACCACUCCUGAAAGUAGCCAAUGA
This is a messenger RNA of Penicillium digitatum Pd1, 1062 nucleotides long. RefSeq lists its product as uncharacterized. Lineage: Eukaryota; Fungi; Ascomycota; Eurotiomycetes; Eurotiales; Aspergillaceae. The record is from RefSeq and is a predicted model, not a curated record.